Messenger RNA from Rubroshorea leprosula, 3373 nucleotides. The record is from the annotation of a GenBank genome assembly. NCBI's taxonomy places the organism in Eukaryota, Viridiplantae, Streptophyta, Magnoliopsida, Malvales, Dipterocarpaceae.
GAUAAAAUUCCUAAGUGAAGUUGUAGAGUUGUUUUGGGUUGUCCUGUAUUUGGUCUCUCUUCUCGAAUACACUAUGACUAGCACCAAGCUCGAAGUGGUGACGUUUGAUAGUACUAGUGAUUUUGGAUUAUGGCAUGUUAAGGCCAAAUCACUGUUGGUUCACCAAGGUGCAGGUUAUGCACUUACUAGAGAAUACCCAAAGUAUUAUGGGGAAAGAGAAAAGGUGGAAGCAAAAGAUAAAGCAUUUUCAACACUCCAAUUAAUUAUUAGUGAUGAGGUUUUACGUGAGGUAGUGAAGGAGACCACAACUAAGGAUCUUUGGGAGGCUUUGGAGAGGGAGUACAUGGGUAAAUCACUCCAUAACAAGCUUUAUUGCAAGCAAAGGCUUUAUCUACUCCAGAUGCAUGAAGGCACUUCCAUAACUUCUCAUAUUAAUGCUUUUACCAAGGCAAUGCUUGAUCUUGAGAAUUGUGGUGUUGAGAUUGAUGAUGCAACCCAAGCUAUUCUUUUGUUGGCAUCAUUGCCCCCAUCGUUUGAGAGUUUCAGAGACUCCAUGUGUUAUGGCAGAGAGACAAUUUCUUUAUCUAAUGUGAAGGAGGCCUUGAAAACUAAAGAAUUAAAGGCCAAGAAUGAAGCCUCAACUAGUGAAAACAAGGAUGAAGGCUUGGUUGUGAGAGGAAGAACUUCAAAAAGAGGGAAUCGUUGCUCAAAGUCUAGAUCAAAGUCUAGAGGAAAGUCUAAGUCCUAUGUUAUGGUUGUGGUGAAAAGGGUCACAUUAAAAGGAAUUGUCCAAAUAGAAGGCGAGAUAAAAAACAAGAGCAAAAGAGCAAUAAUGAAAAAAUGGUUUUCUACUUACAAUAAAGUUAAGUGUGCUGAUGUUUUAAUGGGAGAUGAUCACCCUUGCAAGGUGAAGGGCAUUGGUACGUUUCUACUCAAAAUGCAUGAUGGUGUUGUGGGAGAAUUGACAAAGGUUAGGCAUGUUCCGGACAUGCGGAAGAACUUGAUCUCUUUAAGUGCCCUAGAUACUAAUGGGUACACUUUUUCUAGUGGAGGUGGAGCUAUGAAAGUUGUUAAAGGUUUUCUUGUGGUCAUGAAAGGUCGGAAGGAUAUGAAGCUUUAUGUGCUGCAAGGCUCCACGGUUACCAGUUCAACUAAUGUUGUUUCUUCAUUAUCGGAUAAGGACUUGACCAAAUUGUGGCAUAUGAGGUUAGGUCACAUGAGUGAAAAAGGGAUGACAUUGUUGAGCAAGAAGCGUCUUCUUGGUGAUCAUAAAUUUUGUAGCUUGGACUUGUGUGAGCAUUGUUUGUAUGGGAAGCAAACUAAAGCAAGCUUUAAUAUAGGAGUUCAUUGGUCCAAAGAACCUCUUGAUUAUAUCCAUUCUGAUCUUUGGGGUCCUUCUAAGAGGAUGUCUGUUGGUCGUGCCUUAUAUACGCUUACUUUCAUCGAUGAUCACUCAAGGAAGGUGUGGGUUUAUUUCCUCAAGCAUAAGAGUGAAGUUUUUCACACUUUCAAGCAGUGGAAGGUUCUGGUUGAGAAUCAUAAAGGCAAGAAAAUCAAGUGUUUGAGAACAGACAAUGGACUUGAGUUUUGCAACCAAGAGUUUGAUGAUUAUUGUAAGAAUGAAGGAAUUGCUAGACAUCGAACAGUUCCUGGAACUCCACAGCAAAAUGGAGUGGCAGAGCGCAUGAAUAGGACCAUCAAUGAGAGGGUUAGAUGUAUGUUAUCUCACUCCAAACUUGCUCAAGAAUUGUGGGCAAAAGCAGCUUUUACAUCAGCUUAUUUGGUGAAUAGAUCUUCAUAUGCACCUAUUGGUUUCAAGACUCCAAAAAAGGAGAGCAUUAUUUCUCGUGAUGUUAUUUUUGAUGAAAAUGCUAUACUUAACCCCAAUGUGGAUAAUGGAGUUAUUGAUACAGGUGCUGGUAUAGGAAAGGGUUCAAAAUCAAAGGUGAAAUUUCAACUAGGCCUUCAAUCUCAAAAGCUGUCUAGUUCUCCUCCUCUUCCACAAGCUCAAGGUGGAGUAAAAGGCCAUGAUGAUGAUAUAGUCGACCAUAAACAAAGAGAGGAAGAAGAAGAAAUUUCACAAGAUGAGCCUUAUUCCAUAGCAAAGCAUAGACCAAGGAGGGAGAUUCGCAAGCCACAAAGAUAUGUUAAUGUGGCUAGUGAAUGCUUGAGUGAUUAUGCUUUGGUGAUCGCACAAGAAAUCGAUUAUGAUGGUGAGCCUUCUACCUACAAGGAAGUAGUGUCUUGUAAGAAUUCUUCCAAGUGGUUGAUAGCCAUGCAAGAAGAAGUGGAAUCACUUUAUAAAAACCACACAUGGGAGUUGGUCAAACCACUUACGGGGAAGAAGAUAGUUGGUUGCAAAUGGAUCUUCAAGCGGAAAGAAAGUAUCCCGGGUGUUGAAGAUGCAAGGAUCCUUGGUAUGGAGAUACAUAGGGAUAGGCAUGGUGGAACAAUUAAGCCUUCACAAAAGAAAUUUGUUGAGAAGGUUCUUGAACGUUUCAACAUGAAAGAUGCCAAACUCGUGAGUACUCCUUUAGCAUCUCAUUUCAAAUUGUUAGCUCAGUUAUGUCCUCGAUCAAAUGAAGAUCUUGAAUACAUGUCUCAUGUUCCAUAUUCUAGUGUUGUGGGCAACAUGAUGUAUAUGUCUAAUCCUGGUAAGGAACAUUGGACAGCAGUGAAGUGGGUCUUGAGAUACUUGAAAGGCACUACAGGAACUUGUCUUGAGUUCAAGAAAGAUGGGACAUGUGUGCAAGGCUAUGUUGAUUCAGACUAUGUCGGUGAUCUUGACAAGAGGAGGUCUUUGACAGGUUAUGUUUUCACUCUUGGUGGUAGUGUUAUUAGCUGGAAGGCUGUUUUGCAAGGUAAAGUAGCUUUGUCGACUACUGAAGCAAAGUACAUGGCAAUGACAGAGGCUUUUAAGGAGGCAACAUGGUUGAGAGGACUUGUUGGGGAGUUUAGCUUGGAUUGUGUUGCUAUUGAUGUGCAUUGUGAUAGCCAAAGUGCUAUUUGUUUGGCUAAGGACUAUUUGUUUCAUGAGAGAACAAAGCACAUUGAUGUGAGGUUUCAUUUUAUUCGAGAUGUAGUCUCCUCUGGUGAGAUUAUUGUGAAGAAGAUUAAUACCGAAAACAAUCCAGCAGAUAUGUUGACAAAGUCCCUCCUAGUUAACAAGUUCAAGCAUUGCUUGGACUUGCUCAAUAUGAUGCUGUAAGAGCCCUUUGGGGUAUGGAGAAAGAUUGAGCUAGGAUAAAUUCACUUUGGGAGAUUUGAUGAAUUUCAAGUCAAGGUGGAGAUUUGUGAGGUAUGCCUUGAAAUCAUGUUAAAGCCUUAUGAAGUUGGCAGCAGAUUAUGAAACCAAUGAAGGUUCAUAAUCUGG